AUGGAGAUGCGCCUUUCUGACGCAAUAAUAGUCAAGCGCAAGUACAAACGUCAAAAUCGAGAUAUAGCAUCUGUCAAUUCCUCACAAGCGGUUCGAAUUAGAAUCCUAGAAAAUGAAACCUCCAAACUCCUUGCUGAGAAUCUCGAGCUCCGGGAAGAAAAUUUACGUCUCCGAAGCGAAAUUGAUAAUGGAAAAGCACAAAGAGUUGCAGAUCGGGUCAAUGUGGUCAAAUCACAGCUGGAAGAGAGAUUGUUGGAGAUUGGGGUUUUGAUAAGUGGUCUGGGGGAGGAAUCUCCACCGAGGAAGAGGUCACCACAUCUUCCAAGGCAGCUAGGCGGAUUGAAGUCGAGCUCGAUUCCUCCUCGUAGCCCUAAGGAGGAUAAAUGGGAAAAUAUGGCUCCAUUGAACGAGGACGGUACAAGUCCAGAGCGCAAAAUGCCCCCAAGGAAGAAUGUGGCUUCGCUGAGUGAGGACAUUGGUAGUCCAGACGGCAAACUACCCCCAAUUCUGGAGAACAAAUAUUAUCCAAGGAGGACUUUGGAACAUCAUGAAAUUGAGAACAUGCUAGCUGAAGUGGUAACAGAGACUACAGAUUCGCCAGACAUUGGCCCACCACCAGUAUCCCAGUUUGUAGACGAGGACCCUGUAAAGAUUAAUUUGCCAGAAAAAGUCCCUUGCGAGAAGGAAGAGGAUCCUUGUCUAGACCCGAUAAUAUCAACGAACCUUGAGCAGAGAAAGAGGCGUAAGGAUAGUAUAAUGGCUUCUGACAUCAAAAGGAACAGCCGAUCGGAACCUUCACAAGCAAAACGAGAGACUACAGGGAUACUCAAAUCUGGGGCAAAGCGUAAGCUCAGUGCAAGAGAUGACGAGGAAUUGGAAUCUACAAACGUAAACGAUACUGAUGAUUUCCAAUUCACACGCGUGUCUUCUGAGGAACGAACGAAAAACAGACAGGUGGUUUCAUCAGCUAAAGAGAAUGCAAAGUCAUUGAAAGAUGCUACUGGCUCUAAAGCAUUAUCCAAAGAUAGGCCGGCUCUGCCUCCAAACGCUAGAAAGGUUCUGGCUGCCAAAAGUGUCAACACUUCUCCUAAGAAAAGCGCUAGCGCCAGGAAUUUGUUUCAUGAUGGCAUUAAGCCAGGAAAAAUGGAUAUGUUCAAGGAGAGCCUGGCAAAGGAAGUGCAGGUCGAGGAUAAGAAAGUAGAAAGUAUUGAACCUGGUUCACAAACCGUUCAACCUCAACUGCAGGCUUUCAAUAUCCAGCAGGAACCCGAGACGCCCGCACCAAUCGAUAUCUUUUCACCUCUUUCAUCCCAUCCAUCAACAGCCGUUCGAAUGGAAUCUCAGGACACUCCACCUCCUUCAGAGAUGAGAGAAUCUGUUGAAGGUCAACGACCUAGCCGACGAGCUCGAGGGGCAGUAAGUUAUGCGGAACCUAAUCUUCGAGACAAGAUGCGCCGACCCGGAAAAGAACUUGUGAAUGCUGUAACAUCAGAUGGAAAAGUUCGCGCUGUCAAAGUUGAAGGGGAAGCUGGCCCAACGACAGUAAGCAAGAUCAAGGUAGAGCCCGAAGCAGAGGAUGGUUGGAAACGACUAUCAGCCGCGCCUGAUGCUGACCGCAGUCCACUAAGUGGUAAAACCUCUAUUCCUACGACGGAUAUGCUAUCAAGCAGUAUCACAGAUCAUAGAAGACGUCGCGAGUCAAUCUUGCAUCUGACAGAGCCGGGACCUUCUUCAGCAUCGGGGUCGAAAUCAGUCACGGAGCUACUUGCAGAGUCUAGGAAAAUAAAAGCAAAGUCUAAGGAACAAUCUGGAAAAGGCGAUGAGAUCAAGGCCGCCCUUGAAGACAUGGAUAUUUAUGAAUUUCAAGGUUCUCCGAAACGUGAUACAGAUGAAGCGCCAAAAGCCAUAAAAGAGGAGAAAAUUGAGAGGGCACCAUCACGUUUCUCCAGGAGAGCUUCAGCUAUACCGGCAGGUGAUUCGAGUGAAAGUAAGGAUUCGGAAAAACCUGGGAAAAGAAUCGCGGCAUCGGCUGGAGCAUCAAGACGAAGACAGUCGGCAUUGUCAUCCUCAGUCCGAUGCUCAUCAGCUGUAGGACAUGAAUCAGAAAGGGAAAACACAGAUACUGAAACAUCAUUGAGAAGAUCAGUGAGCAGCACGAGUAUGGCAGGUGUAGCAGCUAGAAGCGAUAGGAUGUCCGUUAGGAGAAGAAGUAUGAUGUUAUGA
This is a messenger RNA of Sclerotinia sclerotiorum 1980 UF-70, 2223 nucleotides long. RefSeq lists its product as hypothetical. Gene Ontology annotation, cellular component: nucleus; chromosome, centromeric region. The transcript has 2 exons. The coding region runs from base 1 to 2223 and encodes 740 amino acids. Gene Ontology annotation, biological process: meiotic chromosome segregation. The record is from RefSeq and is a predicted model, not a curated record. Lineage: Eukaryota; Fungi; Ascomycota; Leotiomycetes; Helotiales; Sclerotiniaceae.